Haliotis rubra (blacklip abalone) is the source of this 2547-nucleotide messenger RNA. RefSeq names its product two pore channel protein 2-like. Gene Ontology annotation, cellular component: lysosomal membrane. Lineage: Eukaryota; Metazoa; Mollusca; Gastropoda; Lepetellida; Haliotidae. Gene Ontology annotation, biological process: transmembrane transport; monoatomic ion transport. The record is from RefSeq and is a predicted model, not a curated record. Gene Ontology annotation, molecular function: monoatomic ion channel activity; voltage-gated channel activity.
UAAAGGGAGAGGGAGGGAGACGGUCAUGCUUUGUGGUGGUAGCUCCUGACAGCGUGACUAAAUGGAUAUACAUCACAGAAAAACAUUUGAUUUUGAAGAACAUGUUAAUCUGAGUUUAAACUCGGGAGAAUUUGGUGAUGGAUCCAGAUCGGCCUCCUCUUCUGCGGUGGAAUCGCUGCCGGAGGAGGGUAGGGGAGGGGACUCGCCAUCGGAGUCUGUGAGGGGGACAACUUGGUACAUCGCACCCAGUCUCACAGAGGUGGACUCUGCUGCCAACGAAGCACAUGAUCAGUUUGCAGGGUUAGAUCUCACUACUAUUUUACAAGCUGUUGUGUUUAUUGAAGAUGCUUACAAGUACCGCUCAAUAUGCCACAAGUUGGAGAUACCUGUUCUCCACCUGUACCGAAGUUAUCUCUCCACACCUGUCGAGAUAUUCCGCUAUAUUGUGAUAUUUGUACUACAUAUUCUGGUGAUAUUUGAAUAUCCGUCCUCACUGACUAUGACUUCUGAUAUCCGAUUCCGAGGGAACCGUAUUGCUGUACCCUGCUGGCUGACGGAAGGCAUUGAGGUCCUGUGCCUCCUGCUCCUGUUGGCCGACACAAUCAUCAGGGGCUAUGUGAUGGGCAAGUACUACUUCUGGAGACACAAGUGGCUAGUGGCUGGCUCUAUCAUCAUCGCGAUAUCCCUCUUGGACUGGUCCGUGUCCGUAGCUCUUGGAUGCCAUGAGUACAUUCGGUUCCGGAGAAUACUGCGACCAUUCUUCUUACUGCAGAACUCUACCAUCAUGAAGAAGACUGUCAACUGUUUGAGGAGAACCCUACCAGAAGUGGCCAGUGUACUGGCUCUGCUUGGGCUCCACAUCUAUCUGUUCACGUUGUUCGGGAUGCUGCUGUUUCCGAAAAUUGAGGUGAGCUAUAUGCUGGGGACACUGUCCAUCCCGAAAUAUAACACUGCUGAUCCUCUGUACAAAUUGUCAAAAACACAAGAGUCGAAGUAUUUCCGCACGCUACUGGAUUCCUUCAUGAGUCUACUGGUUCUACUGACCACAGCCAACAACCCAGAUGUUACGAUGCCAGCCUACCAGAACAACCGACUGUAUUCGCUGUUCUUCAUCCUGUUCCUGGUGAUCGGCCUCUACUGCUUCAUGAACAUGCUGACAGCCGUCAUCUACAACCAGUUCCGUGGCUACUUCCUGAAUUCCAUGCAAGCAAGUUUUUUCCGACGACGGCUUGGAGUGAGAGCUGCGUUUGAAGUCUUGAGACGGCGAAAACUCUGUUUCCGUCACAAUUCCUGUCUCCCAUCUGUAGGCAUUGAGGUGGGGGCACCUGUUGUGAAAGCUGUCGUACAGAGAGCCUUCCUGUCCAAGUCCGUCAAACAAGCUCUCCUUCAGGAGCUGAUGCAGAACCCCCAGGGUACAUACUCCGCCACCGAGUUCCAGACACUGUUUGAGGAGCUGGAGAGGGAGCACAGGAAGGAUAAGAGGCCGGAUGUACACUGGUAUGAAAAUCCAAUACUGAGAAGGAUACAGAGGGUGUUUGUCCACAACUAUUUCUCCUACUUCGGAAGUGUCAUCGCCGUCGCUAACGUCAUUGUCAUCUCUAUACAGCUUGCCACACGCUAUGGCGAGUCCAUCAGCUCCAGUCAUUCCUUGUUGAGGGUGACCAACUUCACAUUUGUCAUCUACUACUUUGUGGAACAGACUCUGAAAGUGUGGGCGACGGGUCCGCGGCGCUACAUAUAUUACUACACCAAUAUCUUUGAUGCCCUCAUCACCCUGGCUUUGGUGGUAGGAGAGAUAUUUACGGGAGUAGAGUAUGGAUUUCCCUACUCGUCCAGCACCUCGACACAUGCCACCACAUCCAAGCUGUGGAACACCGUGCGCUUCAUCAACAUCCUCAUCAUGGUCAGGCUCUUCCGCAUCAUCCCCCACAUCAAGGCCACAUCUGUGAUAGCAAGCACCCUCAUAGACCUGGUGAAGAACCUCAAGGCCUUUGCCGGUAUCCUUGUGGUGAUCUACUACUCCUUCGCUAUAGUUGGCAUGGAACUGUUCCACGAUGUCAUCAAGUACCAGCCAAUGAGUGCCAACAAGAAUGACACCAACAGCUCCAGCUUUCAUUGUGGCUCCUACCAGCAGCUGGAGUACUGGGCCAACAACUUCGAUGACUUUGCCGCGUCUGUGGUGGUGUUGUGGGACAUCAUGGUGGUGAAUAACUGGAUGGUGUUCCUUGCUGCAUUCAAACAAGCAACAUCUGCGUGGGCCUACCUGUUCUUUAUAGCCUGGUGGCUGCUGACCGUGGUCAUUGUUCUCAACCUGUUCACAGCUCUAAUCCUGGAGAACUUCAUCAUGAAGUGGGACAAGAUCCUGCACACCUCCCGUGAUCGCUCCGAAUCCGGACACGUUGAAGAGGCCAGUCACCUCAUGUCUGUACACGAAAUGUUCCGUGGUCUGCUACAAGAACCAGCUGAGAAUGAACUCCUUGUAGAGCUGACUUCUCACAGAUAUCUCCAGCUGGACAGAUGACAACCAGCGGGUGAUGCUUCUGAAGG